AUCUUCAUCCGGUUCAACUAAUCGAUGGGAAAAUAAAAGUCCAACUAAAUCUGGUCUUAAAAUUACCGAUUAUGUUCAGAGGAACCGAAUGAAUAUUUUGAAAGAUGUUAAUGUAACAGAGGAAAUCGAUGGCCAAUCGACCCUAACGACAACAACACCGAUCCCUGAACUUGACUUUUCCAUGGCUACUUUCAAUGCGACUUUCAAUAUAACAUCAAAUUCAAGUGCAUCUGAAUUUCAAUUGAAAAGUUUAGAUGAAGUUCUUGAACUGGCCGGACUUACCCGACUCGAUGUUAUCCCUUCGAGUGACCCUGGUAACUUUUUGAUCAAAACAAGGACAAAAACCGGUACAUGUCCAAAGUCUUCGACCAAGAAAAAAUCCAAAAAGUCAAGUAAAAAGUCGAAAAAAUCUUCGAAAAAAUCAAAGAAGUCAAAGAAAUCAAAGAAAUCGAAAAAAUCGAAGAAGAAGAAAAAGUCCAAGAAGAAGAAGAAAUCAUGUUGUUGCUGUUGUUAAAAUCGUAAUCAAUUAAAUGUUUACCUCUCGAA
Messenger RNA from Panonychus citri (citrus red mite), 546 nucleotides. RefSeq lists its product as uncharacterized. The record is from RefSeq and is a predicted model, not a curated record. Bases 89 to 514 code for a protein of 141 amino acids. NCBI's taxonomy places the organism in Eukaryota, Metazoa, Arthropoda, Arachnida, Trombidiformes, Tetranychidae. The transcript has 3 exons.